Messenger RNA from Orcinus orca (killer whale), 506 nucleotides. Its product is annotated as bolA-like protein 3. NCBI's taxonomy places the organism in Eukaryota, Metazoa, Chordata, Mammalia, Artiodactyla, Delphinidae. The record is from RefSeq and is a predicted model, not a curated record.
AUGGCAGCAUGGAGCUCAGCCUUGGCAGCACCUCCGCUCUGUGGAACCUGCCGGCUUCCUCUUCUCCACUGUGCCCAGUGAAUGUUUGCCUUGCAGACUGAGGGGGAGAUCAAAGUGACCCAAAUUCUCAAAGAAAAGUUUCCUCGAGCUACAGCUAUCAAAGUCACUGACAUUUCAGGAGACUGUAGGACAAUGUAUGAAAUUCAAGUCAAAUCAGAAGAAUUUAAGGAGAAGAGAACUGUCCAGCAGCACCAGAUGGUAAAUCAGACACUAAAAGAAAAGAUCAAAUGUAUGCAUGGAUUGUGGAUAUUUACCUCUGUCCCCAAACACUGACCACGCCCUGGCUACAUAGAUAUUGCUGCUGAAACCUUGGAUGAAUCUUAUUGCCACCAUUCUUUCCUAGGCAUAUGACAAAAAAUGUAUCUAUUUUAUUCAUAGACAUUUCCAUAUUGUAAUUAUAGAAGAAUAUGGUAUCUAUUUAGAUGUUAAUUAAAGGUAACAGACAA